Molecule: messenger RNA, 3714 nt
Organism: Stylonychia lemnae
Lineage: Eukaryota; Ciliophora; Spirotrichea; Sporadotrichida; Oxytrichidae
Source: the annotation of a GenBank genome assembly
AUGGGAAACAAUAAUUCUUGCUGCUGUAACAAGAGAGACAAUCAGCAAAACGAAAAUUAGUCUGGCUUUUCUGACAAUCCAAACUUUAAUCUCGAAAAGAAAGUAUAUUAGAGUCCUAGAGGGAAUAAUGACAAUACAAAUGAGAUGAGUAAUUACAAUACUCUGAAGAGCAAAAUAAAUGAGUUUAAACUUAGAUUCAACUAAAAGUUCUUAUCUGGUCAAGGAUCAUAAAAGAAUUUGAACUCUGCUAAUUUGGAAACAGGCUCAACUUAAAGUAAUGCAAAGAGUUAUGUGAACAAUAACAGACAGCGACACAUGUUUACACCGAAUAAAGAUGGUAUGGUAAGUGAGAUCAUGGAUGAGGAUUUGAAUAACUCGAAUGACGAAGAAGUAAGAAGAAAAAGAUAAUUACUAUGCUCAAUAAAUAUUAGUGCUUUAACACCUUGCUACCAAGAAGGGCACGAAGACAUAUUCGAAUAUGAGACCCUUUCAAGCUCUAACCUAUACAUCAACGGCAAGUUACUCUUAAUUUUUAGUGAAUAUGUUGCACCACGAUCUACACCUAAUCAUGAAGCACCUUAGAUUAACUUUGAUUAAUCUCAUAGAUUGCCAACUAUUCAGCCGAAUAAUGCUAAAAGAGUGCUGAUUAAUAGCAAAAUUUACGAUUUAUUCCAUCCUACUCAUGGAGAUUAUCUAUUUGACAUUGUAGGGGUCAAUUAAAACAUUGUAAUAUAACCAAUGGAGAUUCACAAAGAAGAAGAACAAGUAUAAUUUGAAAAUAGCUACAUAAAGGAGACUAAAUUAUUAGAAAAGGUUGUGGGUCUGCUAAAAAAUACUGUGUCGUAUCAGAAAAUAGAUAAAAUAUAGCUCUAAUACGAAACAGAGACAUCCUAUACAUUCAAAAUAAAUUAAACCGGCUAUGAAAAUAUAAAGUUGAAGAUUCCUAAAGAUCCAAAGUAUGUGAAUAUAAAUGAACUCGGAAUACUUGAAGAUCUAUUUUUCGAAGCCUAAUUAUAGAAGCUUUUGUAUGAGUAAAGCUAUAUUAACGAGGUGAAAGAAGAAGUUAUAAUGAUUAAUGCUUUAGAUUAGAGUGUUUCAGACUAUUUAGUGGUUAUUGAGGAACCAGAUCUGUCACUUCAUGAUCUAUAUCACUCAAUUAAAGACCCCAGAGAUAAUUCAAUAAUCUCUCAAGGCUUAUGGUUCAAUAAUAAAAAAGAGCACUUUUCAGUCACAAAAUAUUUACUCUACUUAUUCAAAGCUCUAUAGACAAUCUAAUACUUGCAUAAAAAUGGAAUUGUCUUGAGUGGUAUUAGACCCGAUGAGAUAUUGAUAGAUAGGAGCACAUAAAAUGUCAAAUUCAAAAACUUUCUAUAUUCAAGUGUACUUACUAAAGGUGGUAAACCAAUUCUUGCUUAGUAAUUAGCAAUGGGAAGUAAUGCUAACGAUUCAAGUAGGAUUGAUACUUCAAGAACAGAGGAAGUAGAGAAUGAAUUUGCUGAUAUAAAUGGUGAAUUCAAUAUUUUUAUGAAGAAUAAUGAUCAUUUUAAACUCAAAAGAUACGAUGAAAAAUACUCAGCAACCAAUGAAGUCAGAGAUGUGUUUAAUAAGAAUUUUAAAAAAGAAAUAUUUAAGUUCAAUAAAAAGUAUGUGCACAGUUUGUUUUUGCAAACUUAAAACUACAGCGAAUAGACUAUAAAGUUCAAUGAUAUCGCCUCAAUAAUAUAAUGUUUUAAACUAUCUAAUAUUCAGGAACUAAUAUCUUGUGAAAUUCUAAAUAAGGCUGAAUAAAUGAUUAUUUCUCUGAUUGAAAAAGAGAUUCUUGUUGAUUCAACAAUUUACUUCAAAAACAAAUAAAUACUCAAAAUUAUGAUUAAGAGAUUAAAGAAAUUUGUAUUUUCAAAUCCAGAAGUCCUAAAUUAUUUAAUAGAUCAAAGUGUUUUAGAAGGAAAUUAUUCCUUUGCCCUACAGCUAUGCACUGUCACAUUAGACAAGCAAACUUAAAAUAAAUAUGGAAUAUUUACAGCUUUAAACACAGAAGAUAACUAAAUUACUGUUCAAGAAAAACUGAUUGAGUAUCAUCUGAAAAGAGCUAAAAUCUAUAGACUAAUGAAGUAUCAUUAAAAAACAGCAAUCAAAGAUAUCAAGCAGGCUCUUUUCAUUAUAAACAUGCAUUUCUAGGAGAAGAUAGAGCUUAAGACUAUGUUAAUGAUGGACAUGGUCGAGCUUUUGAUUGAAGUAAAUGAUCUCAAUGAUGCCAUUAUAAAGCUAUAAAGUGUUGAAUAGCAGAUUAAAAAUUCAUCUACUAAUCCUGGAGAAAAAAAUCUUUAAAGCAAUGCAAAUCUUUUGCUCAAAUAUAACGAUAUCAGAGCCAAAAUUUACGAACUCAAAAAGGAUAAACAGAGAAAGCUUACAGUGGAUUAAGAGAGUUACCAGUUAUGCUUAGGAAUAUCAAAUGGUGACUAUAAAAACUAUCGAGUAUAAGAUUAUUAAGAAAGAAUUAUUACUACUUAAAUUUAAAAGGGAAGUUACGAGGAAGCAAAAAGCUCAAUAAAUAAAUAUUAAUAAAAUUGUGUUGGACUCUAUGGAGAUAAUUCUGUUUAGUCUAUUCAAUAGCAUCUUUUUAGAGGAUAAAUUGAAUAAUCAAAGUAAAAUGAAGAUGAAGCUUUGAAUUACUUCACUUCCUAUCUUGAUAUGAUCAGGGAAUAUUAUCCAGAACAAACUAUUCAAAGAGCCAACUUAUAUGAUAGAAUAGGCUUUGUUCUUUCAGACAAGAAGUUUUUUCAAAAAGCAUAAAAUUAUUAUGAGAGAAGUUUAAACAUCAAGCUUUAUAUCUUUGGUGAAAAUAAUGAACAGACUGCAAUAUCCUUCAACUACUUAGGAUCACUUCUUUAAAACUAGAAUCUCAAUCAAUAGGCAUUAGAAUAUUUGAUGAAGGCUCUCAAUAUUCACCUCAAACUUAACUAGAAUAACGAGACUUAUCCUAUGCACUAACUUUAUUAUUAAAUAGCUUUAGCUCAUAAAUCAUCAAAGAACUAUGAAAAGUCUACUUUCUAUCUAGAGAAAACUUUGAUAAUCAUGAAUCAACCUCAAAAUAAGCAUUCUGUUAACUAAACUUUUUUAGCAGAAGUUUACAAUGAUCUAGGCAUGAUUUAUAAACUCAAAUAAGAACAUCUUAAAGCUAUUAAUAAUCUUAAGGAUUGUUUAAAAAUAAAGAAAAAGAUCCUUAAUAAUUAGUCCAAUGAGCAGUCACUCUCUUACUUAUAUCAAAGUCUAGCAUCAUUAUACUUGAGUAUAAAAAAAUAUGAGAGAUCUCUAGAAUAUACAUAGCAAGAAAUUUAAGUGUUAACUCACCACUUUGGAUCUUAGCAUCAAAGUUUAGCUACUCCCUUAUAUAGAGUGGGAACUAUCUAUUAUAGCAUUGGAAAUCAAGAUAAAGCCCUAAUUAGCUUAAAAGAGGCCAGAUAAAUUUUAAAAGCAAACAUAAGUCUCAACUCAGCAAAUAGCUCAGUCAAUAAGAUCAGCCCAGAGCAGCGUAGGAUGAGUACUUCUUCAAUGAGUGGAGCUCAAGGAGAAAGAGACUUGCUGUUUAGAGUUGAACAAUUAAUAGGAGAAUGUAAUGGAGGUAAGAACACAUAGUUUGCAAGAGUUAGAAGUAAUACAUAAAAAGAUUCAACCUCUCAGAGCCCUAGCAAAUUAAAUAUAUUUUCAACUUGA